Cloeon dipterum is the source of this 2115-nucleotide messenger RNA. RefSeq lists its product as uncharacterized. Gene Ontology annotation, biological process: proteolysis. Gene Ontology annotation, molecular function: serine-type endopeptidase activity. Lineage: Eukaryota; Metazoa; Arthropoda; Insecta; Ephemeroptera; Baetidae. The coding region runs from base 1 to 2040 and encodes 679 amino acids. The transcript is spliced from 13 exons. The record is from RefSeq and is a predicted model, not a curated record.
AUGCAACAUCUGCAACUGGAAAUCAUCUUGCUGUGCUACUUCGCCAUGCCGCAUUUGCUACAAUUUAUAAUUCUGUUAAAUCCAAUAUUUUUUUGUUCAAAGGUCUCGAAAGGUCUGAAUGAUGAUGCCAAAAAUAAACUCCUUGGUGUAGCUGAUGUCACAAAAGAAUACACUCUGGAAGCACUGGUGCCGAAGUUAGAUUCAGCAUCAACUGCGACACCAAUCAAAGAAAUUCAAAACGGAAGAAUUUUGGGAGGAAAACCUCUUACGGCAGCUACAUUCCUGCCGCCGUUUACUGCCUAUGUCUUUAUUCAAUCCUUCAAUCUUGCUGGGGUUGUUAUACAGGAUUGUGGUGGUGUAAUUUUGUCGCCCAAUUGGGUGUUGACAGCCGCCCAUUGCGUCGCGCUGGCCAGAUCUAUUACUGUCUUUGCUGGGACAAUAACGAAUCCGACGGCAAGCAACGUUAAAAGUGAAGCCACGCCUCUAAUUCAUCCUGAUUUUUCACUCAACUUAGUUACAAAUGACAUCGCUCUGCUUAGUUUAGAAACGCCGUUUACUCUUAGUGGAACUGUCGGGACAGCUCUACUGUCAACCGUCAAUGCGACCGAUGCGUUGGAAUUGGACAAUAUUUUGUUUACGACAAUGGGAUUCGGUCCUGCUGAUGACACAUCUCUUGUGGCCGCGAAGCCAACACUGAAUGUUAUCGAUAUGCAGAAUAUGAAUAAGGAGACGUGCAACUUACACACAAUAGGAAUUUUUGUGGAGUACCCAGAAAACACGGGAUGUUUGAGCACCGCUUCCGGAACUAAAGGAAUCUGCUAUGCUGAUGAAGGCGGACCUGUAUUUUACACAUCUCCAGAUGAAAACACGGGUCAAAUAAUCGGCAUCAACUCUCAAAUGUUGGGCUGCCCACGUCGACAACCCAGUUCAUUUACCUGGAUUCAUCCCUACAUUACCUGGAUCGAAUCCACGACUCUUGAAAAUUUUUCGAAGGUGCAACAUAUCUGCAAUCUUGCUGCUGCCGCCGGCUUCACCAUGCGUUCCUCCCUGUGGAUUGUUGUGCUUGCUAUUCUUGCGCAGGCUUCUGCUAGAGUCUCAAAAUGUCUGAAAGAAGAUGCUGAAAAAACAGGCAACCUUGAUGUAGAGGAUUUCACUCUGGAAGCACUGCUGGCAGAAGCCAAUUACACAGAAACCGAAAUCUUUCUCUCGAAGUUAGAGAGCAUCACGAAUUCUGGAGUUGAUUCAACAACUGCGACGCCGAUCAAUGAAAUUAAAAACGCAACUAAUGGAAAGGGAAGAAUUUUGGGAGGAAAACCUCUUACGGCUGCUACAUUCGUGCCGCCGUACACUGCCUAUGCAUUUGUUCGAGCCUUGAAUGCUGCUGGGGGUGUUAUAAGGGAAUGCGGGGGUGUAAUUUUGUCGUCCGUUUGGGUGUUGACAGCCGCUCAUUGCGUCGCGCUGGCAAAAGAUAUUACCGUCAUUGCUGGGGAGACUGAGAUUUCGAUCUUACCCCUUGUAAAAAGUGGAGCCAAGGCGAUAAUUCAUCCCGAUUUUAGACUGAACUUCUUGACAAAUGACAUUGCUCUGCUCAGAUUAGACACGCCGUUUGCGCUUAGUGGAACUGUCGGGACAGCUCUUCUGUCAACCGUCAAACCCACCGCUGCGUUGGACAAUAUUGUGUUUACGACAAUGGGAUUCGGUCCACCUGGUGACGCAACCGUUUUGGACGUGGUGCCAGUACUGACUGUUGUGGAAAUGCGGAAUAUGAAAAAGGCAUCGUGCAACGCACCGGCAAUUGGAGUUUUUGUGACGUACCCAGGAAACACGGGAUGUUUGAGCACCGAGACCGGAAAAAAAGGAAUCUGCUAUGCUGACCCUGGUGGACCGGUUUUUCACACAUCUCCAGAGGAUAUCACUGCCAAAAUUAUUGGCAUCAACUCUCAAUAUAUUGGCUGCCCAAGUCAACAACCCAGCUCGUUCACCUGGAUUUUUCCCUACAUUCCCUGGAUCCAAGCCAAGACUUUUAAAAAAUUGACGUGAUGCUGCGGACAUAAUUAUUAUUUAUUCCUAUGCUAUUUGAAGGUGGGACUCUUAAUAAAUAAUUUUUAACUGAAA